Pyricularia oryzae 70-15 is the source of this 1751-nucleotide messenger RNA. RefSeq lists its product as uncharacterized. Gene Ontology annotation, molecular function: RNA binding. NCBI's taxonomy places the organism in Eukaryota, Fungi, Ascomycota, Sordariomycetes, Magnaporthales, Pyriculariaceae. The transcript has 2 exons. Bases 858 to 1631 code for a protein of 257 amino acids. The record is from RefSeq and is a predicted model, not a curated record.
ACUGCACACAGCUCUGGGGGGUCUAUUUAGUCACACACUCGCACUUCGAGCCUCGCAUGAAUAACGCCCAUACCGUCCUAUAACAGCGGUUAAUAGUGGAGGUAAGGAUGCUGUCAAAAUAGGUAGUUUUGGGUUUUCUUUACCGGUACUGUAAAUGGGUCUUGUCUUUCCUUUCCGAAUCCAUGCGCCGAAAGUACAGUAAUUCCGUCGACGAUAAGGCGUUCUAUCAAGUACCACAUACAGGCAACAAGAUAACCAUAACCUUAUUUUGUUUCCCUCCUUUAUACCACGUUGUUUGCCAUCCGAUCAUUCUCAGCAUUUGGAAUGCGGGACACAGACAUAUUUUUAGCAAACCUGGUCAUUAUCGAAUCGUGUCCGGGAUUCAGGAGGAAAACCAGGCCCCGCCCCCAAGUAGCACUUAAAAUAUCGUUUUCCACUUUGCUCGCAAAUGCACAGCUUUGAGGAUUCUACCUCAGCCUGCAGCCCUAGACCCCCACCCGUAGUGCCAAGUCGCUUGUAUAUUGAUCCUCACCACAGCUGGGAGCGCUAGCCCACCAAACCAACACUAGAAUGGGGUCUGGCCAGCCUGCUGCACUCCUCGAGGGAUCGGCGCAUCUACCUGGGCAACUUGCUCUACGAUGUCCAGCCGGCCGAAAUCAAAGACGCGCUCGUGAAAAACGACUUCGGAGCCUACCAAGAUAUCCACAUCUCCGUAGACCCCGUGACCGCUCGAAACCCAGGCUACUGCUUUGUUGACUUACCGGACCGCGCCACCGCUGAGCGCGCCCUCACAUCUUUCCACACCAGCAUCCGCGGCAGGCCCUUGAAGGUCGGCCCCUGCGAACCUAAGAAGCAGAAUGCGAGUGGCAGAAACAGCAGAUGGAGGAAUAGCAACAAUGUCGGUGGGGCGAACCCCGCCUUCAACAGAUGGGGCAACUGGUCCGGACAGAGGACCUCAUCGUCGAGGGACUCCGAUGAGUAAAGGGGUGCCGGUCGGCAUCAUUGACGAGCGUGGCAUUGAGCAAGGGCCGUACGGGGCCAUUGAACACUUCAGCCAGUCCCACGUAACGAGCGGCCGACGGCUUUAUGUAGGCGGGCUGGACAAGAUGAUCAACCAGCAGCACAACCAGGAGGAAGUGCGAGAGAUUCUGGCGGGCUCGCACCCUAUCGCCAUCAGUAAACGCAUCACUCCGCACCCGUCCACGAGCAACAUGCCGGGGAAACACCAUUACUGCUUCGUUGACUUUGCGACCGCCCAAGAAGCUUCCACCGCCGCAAUGGCGACAAACGGGAGGUUCUGGGCCGGUGGACGCCUGCGCGUCAGCAUGGCCAGAGAGGUCCCAGAUAGGCUCAGAGAACGCGCCGUCCCGGCUAAGGACAAUGAGACUUUGCGGAAGAGGGCUGCCGACGAUGAUCCACUCUCGGCUGGCCAGCAGUCAUCAUGGCGCAAACGACCUGCUAACGACCACAGUGGCGUUGGGACCUCUCAACCCACUGGAUCUCUUGCAUCUGCAAGUUGGCGUUCAAAAAACCCUGAACAGAAGCCGAACGUGAUGUUGAGCCUUGGAAUGGCGGUAUUGCAUAAUCCUUGGACCAAAUUGACGAGAUGUAUAAUUAACUACAAAGUCUAGGUCCAGGCUGUGUUGGUUAAUUUGUUCAAUGUUCCAAUUUUGGUUUGCAUUCGCAAUCGUGAUAAUUAUGGUUACUAGGCUGUAUGACCCUGCACUAGAUGCUGCGUGUGAGGAUCAACC